GAGAGAUUCCUCGUUGCCUAUUUAUGGUGAUUCUGUUUCGCAAUUUCAAGUUUCAACAACAAAUCAAGUAACAGAAAAAGCAUAAACAAUGGCGACACUUGAAGCAAUUGCAGCUGCGAUUGAACAAAUAGACUCUAAAAAACAAGUACUUAAGAAAGCAUUCGAUGAACUUCAAUCACACUCUUCUCUUCUAUCUUCCUUCUCCGUCUCUUGGUCCGAUUUGGAUGCCCACUUCACCCAAAUUGAGAACUCCCUCACUCAACGAUUCCGUCUCCUCGAAUCGCUCGAGUCGAAUCAGUCUCAGCCAGCGCCACAACCCCAAUUGGACUUACCGUCACUGUCUCCGUCAUCCCCGACGCAAGACGAAGAAGACCAAGACGAAGACCCAGAAGAGGACCCAGAGGAGGACCCGGAGGAGGACCCUGAGGAGGACCCAGAGGAAGACCCCUCUUCAUCUAAUCCGGAAACGGUUGAGCGCGAGUUAUGUUUACCUACUCAUUCUCCGUCAAUCCCUGUACAAGAUAACCCAUCUUCGUCUAACCCACCGAGUGUGGACCGAGUCGAGUCAGUUUUUACCACCCAAUGUGACACUCAACCAGACCCACCAUCGUCUUCGAACCCGACGAGUGAAGACCGAGUUGACUUAGUUGUGGCUCUACCCGAGUUGAGAACGCUAUGUGAGAAUAUGGAUGGUAAAGGGUUGAGAAAAUAUAUAAACGAGAGCAGAAAAAACCAGGAAAAAGUCCGGGUCGAGCUCCCGAGUGCAAUCAAGUUCGCUCCGGAGCCGGGUUUGAUGGUUUUGGAUGCAAUGGAAGGGUUUUAUGGAGUUGGUGAUAAGUUGAAAAGUGUUAAAGACCCGGAUAUGUUGGGUAUAAGGAGGGCUUGUGUGUUGUUAUUGGAAGUUUUGUUAGGAAUUAAUGUAAAUAUUGGUAAAGAAGUGAGAGAUAGAGCAAAAAGUUUGGCUUUUGAGUGGAGGAAAAGGGUGAAUUUGCGUGCAGAAAAUGGUUUAGAGUUAUUGGGGUUCUUGCAUUUGGUGGCUGCAUAUGGGUUGGGAAGUGAGUUUGAUAAGAAUGAUCUUGUGGACUUGUCUGUGGUUGCUGCGAAGUACAGGCAGGGUAUCUUAUUGUGCAAGGCAAUUGAUUUAGGUGAUGGUGUUCAAGAUCUCAUUCAGAAACUUAUAGACAGAGGAAAACAAUUUGUGGCUGUAAAAUAUAUUUUUGAGUUUAAGCUAACUGAAAGAUACCCACCUGUCCCGCUCCUGAAAGCCUAUGUGAGCGAAUCCAAGAGGCUUGCUAAGAAAAUUCGCAAGGAUGGAGGAAACUCCCUUAGAUCACAGAAUGAGGCCGCGGCCAAAGAAGUCAGUGCCCUGAAAGCAGUGAUUAAAGUAAUUGAAGAUCACAGACUUGAAGCUGAGUACCCAAAAGACAUACUUCAGAAGCGUGCAGAGGUACUAGAGAAGCUGAAGGCAGACAGAAAACGCCCUGCUACAACUCCUGCUCCCAAGCCACAGCAGCAACCUAAGAAACUGCAGCAGCAACCUAGGAAGCCGCAGCAGCAACCGAGGAAGCCACAGCAGAGUGGAAACAAGCGUCGUCGAACAACUGCAUCCAUCGGCCACACAGCACCAGCUGUUACUGGUGCCAAUGUAACUGUUCCUCUGUUCCCUCAAUCCCAUUUGCAGCCAGCGGGUCUGUUGCCUGAGCAUUCUGCUGCGUAUUUGAGCACACCAACUAGGCCUUACAGCUUGGUGGGCUCCACUCCUCCAGUUGCCCCUUACGCAGGCUCACCCAUUGGGUUGUAUGGUUUGACAGGAGCCCAGGUGGGUUUCCCAGGGAACUCAAAUCAUGCUGUGUCACAUUUAUAUUCUUCAGAGUCACACAUGCCUUCUGGGUAUUAUGAUAGGUCAACUGCUUAUGGUGGAUACAGUUUGCCACCUCAAUACCAUCCAUCUUACUAUCCUCAGUAGCUCUUGCUACUGUUGUGUAUUAUUUGUAUUUUAUAAUAGUAUAAUCCUGGAUAGUGUUGUAGCUUUUGCCUGAUUCUGCGCUGCUGGUUGUCAGAAAGCAUACAUUGCCUUUCUGAUCACUGUGAUUGUAGCACACCAACUAGAUUCGCUGAAUGAUAUCUUUGGAUGUGUUCUGCGGAUGUCCAGAGUAUUUUUGGUCAAUUCUUAAUUUAGUGGGAUUCUUCAAAUGCUUUAAAUAUUGUUAAUAACUAUUUUUUUUGUAUUUUUGAAGUUUUUCAUUUAGUUA
Messenger RNA from Pistacia vera, 2252 nucleotides. Its product is annotated as FRIGIDA-like protein 1. Lineage: Eukaryota; Viridiplantae; Streptophyta; Magnoliopsida; Sapindales; Anacardiaceae. The coding region runs from base 89 to 1966 and encodes 625 amino acids. The transcript has 3 exons. The record is from RefSeq and is a predicted model, not a curated record.